AUGGAUGAAGCAGAUGGAAUUAUUUUAAUCACUCUUAAAGAUUUAGGAUGUGAAAUAGAAGAAAAUGAAACUAUUAAAGAUUUUGAUUCAGAAAUGGUUUAUAAAUGUAUUUUAAGUUAUUUAAAGGUUAUCAACGAAAAUAAAGUACAAAAUUUAACAUCAACUUUACCAAAGAAUAUGUCAGCAAGAGUUAAUUCAUGCAGUUUAAUCGCAAAUAUUAUUAAAGAUUUAGGAUAUAGAGCAGAGUUAUCUUAUCAUAAUUUAUUAUACCCAAAUGUAAAUGAUAUUAGAAGAAUAUUUAUAUUUUUAGGUCAAUCAUUACCAAAAAAAGAAAUUGAAACUGCUAGUAAAACAAUGAAAUUAGAGGAUCAAAUUUGUCAAUAUUUACAAGGUUGUGUCAAAGAGAGUUGGAUGCCAUAUUUUUGUCCAUUUUCAAAACGUAUUCCAGGUAAUUAUUCAACCGCUAAACUUUUUACAGCAAAUUCAUUAAAGAUUCCAUCACGUGGUCGUUCAGUUAAAACAGUACCAGGUUUAGAGCAAUAUUAUAUAAACAAUUUAGAACCAUUAACAUUACAAACCAAUCGUAGUGAAGAUAUUGCACCAUCUGUAUUUGAAUACAAUUUAUCAAUUUAUGCUGAAGCACAAGAACGUGAAAAUGAAUGGAAUAACAAAGGUUCAUCAUCAGGUUUAAACCCAAUCGAUUAUAGAAAGAGCAAAAUGAAACAAGUUUUAUCAAGAAUGAAUGAUUCAAUUAGAGCAUCAAAUAUAGAGGGUGGCUCAUCAGCAUCAUUCGGCAAUGACUCAUUACAAGAUCUCAUUGGUGAGUUCCGUGGUGGUUUUUCAGAUGUUGGUGGUCAAUUUAGCAGAAAGAAACUCUUCACCAACGAACAAAUAGAGGCUACAUCAAUUCAAAGUUCAAAUCAAGUUGCAGCUGAAGUCGAAACCGAAGAGCAAAGACAAAUGAAACGUCAACAAGAAAUUGACGAACUCCAAUCACAAAUCGACCAAAUCUCUGAACAAAUUCAACAAUAUCAAAGAGAAAUGCAAGAUUUUGUAUCAUUAAUGCGUCAAGCAGAGUCUGAAAACAUCGAACAAGAUACUCAAAGAGAAGGUUUGGAAAAACAAUAUAAAAUUAAAAAGAAGACAUUCGCUUUAUUGGAUGAUGCUGAAGGAAAUAUGAAGGAGCUUCAAGGUCUUUGUAAUCAAACUUCUGCCAAUCUUUUAGAGAUGUCAGCUGAAUGGGAGAAAGUUCGUCGUCCAAUCAUUGAAAAAUACCGUUCACUUAAAGAUAAACAAAUGAAUCAAGCAGAUGAAGCUAAAUCUAAAUUGGAUCGUAUUAAAGAAAUGCGUCAGCUUAUCAAAAAGUUGGUCCAAGAGGUUCAACAAAAAGAAGAGCAAUUCCAACAACUUCAAGAAGCUUAUAAAAAUGCACCAAAAGAUUCAAAUCGUUCCAUUUACACUCGUCGUAUUUUAGAAACUGUUAAAAAUAUUAAAAAACAAAAAGUCGAUAUCGAUAAGGUUUUAUUGGACACCAAAAAUCUUCAAAAAGAAAUCAACACCGUUACAGAUACUGCCGUCAGAACAUUCGAGCUUGUCAAAGACCUCCUUUAUAAUGAUGCUAAAAAAGACGUUACUGCUAAACAAGCCAUUAAGUCUUUUGCUAUUAUUGAUGAUAAAUUCCAAAAACUCUUUAAAACCAUCGAUGACACUGGUAGCUUCCAAAAUAAUAUUUUAACAUUACAUUCUAAAAUUGAACAUAUCACCCAAAAAACAAAUACAUUAAAUUCAGAUCGUGUUGUCAAAGAUUUAUCAAACAUCAAAGCUGAAAAUCAAAAUCUUAUUAAACAAAUUAGAGUAUUAAUGGAAACUUCAAAUUAA
Messenger RNA from Dictyostelium purpureum, 1878 nucleotides. RefSeq lists its product as uncharacterized. NCBI's taxonomy places the organism in Eukaryota, Evosea, Eumycetozoa, Dictyosteliales, Dictyosteliaceae. Gene Ontology annotation, biological process: positive regulation of ubiquitin-dependent protein catabolic process. Bases 1 to 1878 code for a protein of 625 amino acids. The record is from RefSeq and is a predicted model, not a curated record. Gene Ontology annotation, molecular function: cullin family protein binding. The transcript has 2 exons.